This is a messenger RNA of Lampris incognitus (smalleye Pacific opah), 1206 nucleotides long. RefSeq names its product MPV17 mitochondrial inner membrane protein like 2 (gene mpv17l2). The record is from RefSeq and is a predicted model, not a curated record. The coding region runs from base 314 to 976 and encodes 220 amino acids. The transcript is spliced from 5 exons. Gene Ontology annotation, biological process: mitochondrial ribosome assembly. Gene Ontology annotation, cellular component: membrane; cytoplasm. Lineage: Eukaryota; Metazoa; Chordata; Actinopteri; Lampriformes; Lampridae.
AGAAGAAAAAAAAAGAAAGCAGACGUUACAUUGUUAAAACAAGUGAAUAAUUUUGGGAAACAAGCUCUGUCAGCAUCUCAACUUAUCAUUUUAAGAAUGACACGUCUAGUGGUCAUCCUCAGAGUCAAAUCCAGAUAAAUUCAACCUGUCAAGUGUGUUCGCUAAUGACUAAACAGCACCGAUUUCAUCGAAUUGAAGGGGAUACGACUAGCCUACGCGGGAUAGAGACUUCGACCCUUGCAUGACUCGUUUUUGCGCUAACAUUUUUCAUUGCAUGCAAACGUUUUAGGUUUGCCGAGCGACGACAUCGAACAUGCUUCCCCAGGCUGGUAGAGAGUUUCUGGUCCGCAUCUCGUUUUACUGGAAGCCCUUUUUCCAAGGAAGGUACCUGAUCGUGACCAACACGUUGAGCGGAGGCGGGAUGCUGGCUCUGGGAGACUUCCUCCAGCAGACCCGAGAGAGACGCAGAGGACCAGAGAGAGUCCGUGACUGGAGGCGGACAGGUCGCAUGUUUUUGGUGGGCUGCUCCAUGGGACCAGUCCUGCACUACUGGUACACCUGGCUGGAUAAAGUCUAUGUGGGCAAAGCCCUGAACACAGUUGGCAAGAAGGUGUUGGUAGACCAGCUGGUUGCCUCCCCAACUCUUGGAAUGUGGUACUUUCUAGGCAUGGGUGUCAUGGAGGGACACACACUAUCCAAAGGAUGGGAGGAGUUCAAAGACAAGUUCUGGGAGUUUUAUAAGGCUGACUGGUGUGUCUGGCCCGCCGCACAGAUGAUCAACUUUUACUUCCUAUCACCAAAUUUCCGUGUCCUGUACGUCAACACUGUCACCUUAGGCUGGGACACAUACCUCUCCUACCUUAAACACAGAGAUGACAGCCACCCUCCUGAGCUUGCUCUAGAGCGCACUUCCUUGGAUGUCCACCAGGAGGCGCAGCCAGCUGACCCAAGCAAACCGCUGAAGGAGAACCUAUAGGCUGUGUUUUAAACUCAACCAUGAAGUCAUUUGCCAGAAGAAAAAGAAUAGAUAUUUUUGUCUUGUUUUACCUCUUCAUACCAUUUUCCAUCCUGGGGCGAAUUCUAAGUAAUUGCACAAAAAUUGUGAACUACGCAGUCACUGAGGAAUAAAUUGAUCAACAGUGCACUAGGCUUGGGCGAUUGGAGGAAUAUAUGGGCGAUUGAAGGAAUAUAUCGGCGAUUUGCUGA